AUGCCCCUCCGACAAUCCCUCUUGAGUUUCUACAGGGCUCACACCUCGAAAGGCGAGAGCGUGACUCAACCCCCUCCGCUGCCCAGGGCCCGACCGACGUUGACCCGGCCAGCCAGCCCUACACUGUCCGAUACACUGUCCGACAGCGAUCCAGACACCAUCGUGGUGUUGUCGUACCCGCUGACCCAACUGCCUACGCCGUCGGAAAGCUCCCUGGACGUGUCAAUACAAGAUGCCCGGGCCGUGAGUAUGAAGCAAGUCCCCAAAGGCAGAGCACGACGCGUCAGUCGGCGUCUGACCCGCAACGAAAGCCAGAACGGGCUCAUUGAAGACGUGGGGGACGAAAGCGCCAAAAGCAGAACUGUCAGUGGCGAAACUCUGGUCAACAUCGAUAAUGCAAGCCAGUCGACCUUGGUGAAAGAAGGUAUUGCUGCUUUGGAUCUCACCUGGAACAUGACCCAGCUGUUUGCGCAGGAAGACAAGGCCACGGACGCUCUACAGGCUGAUGUUUAUGAUGGACUAAAGCUACAGGAGGAAAAGGCCGCCGCCAAAAAAGCAAAGAUGGAAGAAAAUAGCCGGCAAUGGGAAGAACGACGCAAGGCGGCGGAGAAACAAGCUAGCCGUAGAUCCUCGCGGAUUCCAGGGCUUGACAAGGCGGGAGAAAUUGUGUCCAACAUUGCGAACAGUGUGCUUGGAAAGAGGAAAGAGAGGGCACCAGAGACGACGAGUGGAUCGAGGAAGAGUAUGGGCAGCAUCGCGUCCUCUUCUCUUCGCGAGCCUGCCCUGAAGAAGCGACGCGUCAGCGAGGGGGCCACGCCCUCCUUCGAGGAGCCCGCCCAGAAGGAAGCACCCCGGCAACGACAGAAGAAAUGGCUGUCAUCGGGACUGUAUGCCGGCCAGUCUAGGGCAUUUGAAGGGCGACUCAGCGAAAGCAAGAACAGACGGAAGAGCGCCGACACGGCUCAGACUGUGGGGGAGAAUAAGACGCUGCCACUGCCCAUGUAUGCGGGAGAACGGUUGUUGCAGCAAGGCCGGGAUUUCAAAUUGCCCUUUGACAUUUUCUCUCCCCUGCCGGCCGGUCAACCCAAACCGGACGAGUGGAGAAAGGUCAACAAGAACGUGUUUGUCGGCGAUGCCGCACAGGCGUGGCGAGUGUCGAAGUACGAAGAGCAAUCAAGCUGCAUGUGCAGGCCCGAGACGGGGUGCGAUCACAACUGCAUGAAUCGCUGUAUGUUCUACGAGUGUGACGAACGCAACUGCAACCUCACGGCAGACCAAUGUGGAAACCGACAGUUCGAAGUGCUUCGCCAGCGGGCCAAAAAGGGCGGCAAAUAUAACGUCGGCGUCGAAGUGAUCAAGACGGUGGACCGAGGGCACGGCGUUCGAAGCAACCGAACGUUCGACCCCAACCAGAUCAUCGUGGAAUACACAGGAGAAAUCAUCACUCAGGAAGAAUGCGAACGCCGAAUGAAGACCAUGUACAAGGACAACGAGUGCUACUAUCUCAUGCUAUUCGACCAGAACAUGAUCAUCGACGCCACGCGCGGGUCGAUUGCACGAUUCGUCAACCACUCGUGUGAUCCCAAUUGCCGCAUGGAGAAAUGGACGGUCAAUGGCAAACCUCGCAUGGCCCUGUUCGCCGGGGACCGCGGGAUCAUGACGGGAGAAGAACUCACCUAUGAUUACAACUUCGACCCGUACUCUCAGAAGAACGUGCAGGUCUGUCGCUGUGGCGCCUGGAACUGCCGCGGCGUUUUGGGCCCGCGACCCAAAGAGGAGGCCAAGAAGAGCGCGGGCUCUAAAUUGGCCGGGGCCAAGAGAAAGAUUGCGGAGGUGAUCGAGGAGGGCGCCCACCGACUCAGUAAAAAAGCCAAGCUGGCCCCGAAAGCGAAGGUGUACAGGUCGGCCAGCAGCAUCGGCAGCCCGGCCAAGGUGCGCAAGAUCAAGGUGAUGAAGAAGGCGGUGCUUCGGAAGCAGGGCAGCACUCCGUUGGUCGGCCUCACUCGGCAGCCAUCGAAGCUCAGGAAGCUGGUGGCCGAUGCGAAGAGCAAGGGCAAGAGCAGCAAACAGCGAAUUGUGUCGACGACGUCUUCGACCGUCUUGAUCGAGAAGGAGGAUGGGCAUGGGCAUGGGACUGGGACAACAGCGACCAAGCCACUCAGCCGGUCGUCGAGUCUGCGAGACAAGGCGUCGAGCGUCAAGAGUCGGAUGGUGAGAACGGUUCGAGGGGCCCAGAGCGGGCGGAGCCGAACUAUUCGACCGAUCAUGGAUGUGAAUGGGAUGGAUGAAGAGGAAUUAUGA
Messenger RNA from Capronia epimyces CBS 606.96, 2301 nucleotides. RefSeq names its product histone-lysine N-methyltransferase ASH1L. Gene Ontology annotation, molecular function: protein binding; histone H3K36 methyltransferase activity. Gene Ontology annotation, biological process: regulation of DNA-templated transcription. The record is from RefSeq and is a predicted model, not a curated record. Gene Ontology annotation, cellular component: chromatin; nucleus. Bases 1 to 2301 code for a protein of 766 amino acids. NCBI's taxonomy places the organism in Eukaryota, Fungi, Ascomycota, Eurotiomycetes, Chaetothyriales, Herpotrichiellaceae. The transcript has 2 exons.